Molecule: messenger RNA, 1333 nt
Organism: Phanerochaete carnosa HHB-10118-sp
Lineage: Eukaryota; Fungi; Basidiomycota; Agaricomycetes; Polyporales; Phanerochaetaceae
Exons: 8
Coding region: 1-1098 (365 amino acids)
Source: RefSeq, a predicted model, not a curated record
AUGUUCGGUGUUUUCUCACUCCUAGUCAUCCUGUCUACGUUCAUCCUCCUGCGCAAUGGCUUCAAGCAAAUGUCCCGCAUCUUUGUGGCGCUCAUAUGUGUGACUAUGUACGCCAUGGCGGCCACACACUUCGCUCUGACAGUGCGAACCGCUUUUCUCAACGCCUCCAUCUCAAUGUCGCAGCUAGACGUUGCCUCACAAUGUCUAUGGGAGCUGUCGGAAGGAAUGUAUUGCAGUGAGAGCAUCGACAGUAUGCUCACUGGUGCAGUGCAACAAGGCACUUGUAUCCCCACCUCUCUGCUAACUGUCAACAUUAUUCUCAGUGACUCCAUCGUCCUGUGGAGGGCCUGGGUUUUGUGGUCUAAGCGUCGCCUUUUCAUCGUCAUCUCAGCCAUCCUUGUCUUGACUACGCUUAUUAUUUCGUUGUUGAAUGUCCGCAGUGACUCAGUCUGUCCGCCGGGUGGCGAGGUGGGCUGGGCUUUUUAUGAUUUCGAUAGUAUAUAUGGCCUUUCUGCUGUUAUUCUGUCACUUUUGACAAAUAUUUGGGCAACAUCUCUAAUCGCGUACAAGGCAUGGGAGCAUCGUCAAUCGGUGCGGAGGAUGUUCAGAGGCGGGAGUAUAGGCGUUCGCAGCGCCAAGAUACUCAUGCUCUUUGUCGAUUCUGGAUUGCUAUACUGUGGGCUGUGGGCGUUAUUGACCAUCACCGUUGCUACCGACCAAUAUUACAAAGGAAGAUCCUCGACAAUGUCACUAUUUAUAAAUGACACAGGAUACAUCUUCAUAACAGUACUCGUUGACAUAGUCGGAAUGUACCCAACGGCCCUCGUUCUACUCGUUUCCCUGACAGAUUACACGGUGGAAAAUACGAUGAGGAUCGUGGAUACGGCUGAUAUGCCCGUACGGCCUCUGAAGCUCAAUAGACCCCGCAACACGAUACGAUCCGAAGACGUGCUGGCCUCAAGACCAACAGUGAUAUUUGAGAACGGCGAUCCGUAUAUCCAGAGUGUCAUAGCCAUUCUCGGCGAUGAGACUCGGAGCCCGGAAGAGGAAACUAAAUCUGGAGCUCUCGGGAACGCAGAGGAUGUCCCAGCCGUGUAGCGCAGUCUCGACAUAUCCGCCAAUGCCCUCAGUCAAGUUCUCGCUGCUCCUAGUAUGACGAUUGCCUUCGUCUAUAGUCCUUAUUUAAGCUGUCCAUAUGAUACAGUACAUGUCAGGAGAUGUACUGUAGAUAGGUCUAUGUAACGGACAAAUAAAUAUUCCUCAAUGCCCUCUCAGCCAAAUUUUCGCUGCUCCUAGUACGACGAUUGCCUUCGUCUAUAGUCCUUAUUUAAGC